CUCCGUACCAACCAUACGCACGUGGCUUGAAACAUAAGAUAGGAUUGCAAGAACUCGAGUAUUUCACAGAAUUCCAGUAUAUUGUACAGAUAAUUGUCGUCAAGAAAAGAAAAAGAAACGAUAAUGCAAAAUACUGCUAUACACUGUGUCAGCCAGCAACAAGGUCGUCACUAUGCCUGCCAAGAGGACGUGGGUUGCAGUUACCACUACAUUUUUUACAAUACAUUUCGUAUGCACUUUCCUACCCCUCAGCGCCGCUCCCAUAGCCUAUGCUGGGAACACAAAGACAAUCUUGCAGCAGACCACGAACAUGAGGCAAGAAAUGAACAGACCAAAGAGGCACUGCGUAGAUUUUUUAAAGAAAAUGCAAGUACUGAUGAGCAAGCAAUUUCUCCUUCUGACACGAAAAGGCAGAUGCUCCUGUAUCUUAUAAAGAGAGAAGCAGCAAAGAAGAGGAACAAGAAAACGAGGGAGACAAGUCAUCUGCAUGAUCCUAUGGAAAAAGAUCUUAUAAAUAUCUUUCAAUUCAAAGACUUAAAUGAGGUACCUCAUGCUGCCCAGACCCAAGGCCUUUUUAAGUUAUCUCCACAGAGUCCUCAGCAGUUCCUCACUCUCUUCAAAGACCUACAGAAAGCAUCACUGAAGGAUAUUACUGCGGUUGACAAAGCCACAUCUUUCUCCACCAUACUCAAGAAACUUACCAAAGAUCAAAGAAUCAAGGACAUUCUUCCACCACCAGGACUUAGGGAAUAUCCUUUAACCCAAUACUCUCAGUCACAACUGCAAUCUAUACCUACAUUGAGAUGUCGUAAACUUGAAAUAGCCUGGAUUGCAAAGAUCAAUGCUUUAUUCAUGUCUCAAGAAACCCCAUCACAAACAUCACAGAGAGAUGAUGAAUGUUUGCAAGACUGGAAGGUUCUUGCUUCUCACUGGGAAUCCCUCUACCGCAAGUACUUUUUCAUGGGAUUGCACCAUCAACCUAAAAAACAGGAAGGUUCUCUAUGGCCGUACUUCCCCUGGGUAUCCACUAGCCAAGCGUAUGACCAUUGUAUUUCUGAAUUUGGAAAUUCCAAUAUACCAACUCGAUGCAGUAAGUCAUACCAUCCUGCCAUCUUCUCAUUGUAGUGAGUCAUGCUAAGUCACUAUUAUCUGUUUGCAUACACAGACCAUGAUAAGAGAUUGAAGACCACUACAUCUUCACUUCUCAACAUAAAAGAAUAUGUAUCAUAAUGCAUGAAUGGAAGAUUCUACUGAUUUAUUUUCUUUCAUGUUCAGAAGGCAAUUUCAGAAUUAUGCAAUUCUGAUAACUUUUUGAAUGGCAUUAUAAAGAAAAAUUAAGUGUUACUGUGCAUCUACACAAGUUUGUUCAUAAGAUUUUGUUUUUUUAUUCAUAUAUUUGCUAAUGGAAAAUACAUUUCUGCAUUUAUUUACUGUUGAUUAUUUUAUGAGUGCAGUUGAAAGUGAAUAGAGUAUGAUGUGACUACUCAUGAAUUGUAAUGCUUUUUUAUAUAAGUACGAUAUAUGAUAUAAUCAGAAUAUAUUUUAAUGUUAUGAACACUUCUAUAUUUAUUGGUAGGUGAGAGGGGUGGAGGCUCUUUUACUAUGGCUCCCACCUAGAGGGAUGCUCACAAAGUGAGAGCAGCAUCAGAGGGAUACAGUAGACAAAUAGAUGUAAACUAUAAAGCUUACUAAUUUGGGUAAUGAGUCACUCCUUCGUUGCGGAAGGUUUAUUUCACUCAAGUUAGAUGUACAUUACAAAACAAAAUAUAACAUCCUUUGUAUGUGGGAUAGCUACUGAACAAUAAACUGAUGGAAAAUGAA
Molecule: messenger RNA, 1821 nt
Organism: Portunus trituberculatus (swimming crab)
Lineage: Eukaryota; Metazoa; Arthropoda; Malacostraca; Decapoda; Portunidae
Exons: 3
Coding region: 124-1125 (333 amino acids)
Source: RefSeq, a predicted model, not a curated record